Myotis lucifugus (little brown bat) is the source of this 781-nucleotide messenger RNA. RefSeq names its product HLA class II histocompatibility antigen, DQ beta 1 chain-like. The coding region runs from base 1 to 774 and encodes 257 amino acids. The transcript is spliced from 5 exons. Gene Ontology annotation, biological process: antigen processing and presentation of exogenous peptide antigen via MHC class II; peptide antigen assembly with MHC class II protein complex; immune response. Gene Ontology annotation, cellular component: membrane; MHC class II protein complex. Gene Ontology annotation, molecular function: MHC class II protein complex binding. Lineage: Eukaryota; Metazoa; Chordata; Mammalia; Chiroptera; Vespertilionidae. The record is from RefSeq and is a predicted model, not a curated record.
AUGAGCAAGAGGAGCCUGAGAAAUAAUACAUUUAUUAAAAACCACAUCAGUAGUUCUGCCUAUGGGUUUGAUGCUCAGGGGCCACACAGCAUGAGCUGGAACUUCGUGCUCCAGUUUAAGGGCCUCUGCUACUUCACCAAUGGGACGCAGCACGUGCGGGGUGUGGCCAGAUACCUCUACAACCUGGAGGAGCAGGUGCGCUAUGACAGCGACGUGGGGGAGUUCCGCGCCCUGACCCCGCUGGGGCAGCUCCUCGCUGAGAACUGGAACGGCCAGAAGGAGCUCAUGGAGCGGGAGCGGGCCUAUGUGGACACAGUGUGCAGACACAACUACCAGCUUGAGGCCCUCACUACCCUCCAGUGGCGAGUGGAGCCCACAGUGACCAUCUUCCCAGCCAAGACAGAGGCCCUAACCCACCACAACAUGCUGGUCUGCUCGGUGACGGAUUUCUAUCCAGCCCACAUCAAAGUCCGGUGGUUCCGGAAUGACCAGGAGGAGACAGCUAGCGUCCUGUCCACCCCCCUGAUUAGGAACGGGGACUGGACCUACCAGAUCCUGGUGAUGCUGGAAAUGACCCCCCAGCGAGGAGACGUCUACACCUGCCGCGUGGAGCACUCCAGCCUCCAGAGCCCCCUCACAGUGGAGUGGCGGGCACAGUCUGGAUCCGCCCAGAGCAAGAUGCUGAGCGGCGUCGGGGGCUUCGUGCUGGGGCUGAUCUUCCUGGGCCUGGGCCUUGUCAUCCGUCACAGGAAACAGAAGGGGCUCCUGCACUGACUCCUGA